Hyposmocoma kahamanoa is the source of this 770-nucleotide messenger RNA. RefSeq names its product small nuclear ribonucleoprotein-associated protein B (gene SmB). The coding region runs from base 95 to 661 and encodes 188 amino acids. Gene Ontology annotation, molecular function: RNA binding. Gene Ontology annotation, biological process: mRNA splicing, via spliceosome. Gene Ontology annotation, cellular component: U4/U6 x U5 tri-snRNP complex; U1 snRNP; cytoplasm. NCBI's taxonomy places the organism in Eukaryota, Metazoa, Arthropoda, Insecta, Lepidoptera, Cosmopterigidae. The transcript is spliced from 2 exons. The record is from RefSeq and is a predicted model, not a curated record.
UCAGCCAUAUUUGUUUGCCUGAUUUUACCGGUAGAAGAGACGCCGGUGGAAUUAAUAUUUUAUCUAAAAUUUGUGUACUAAUCAUUAAUCCAAAAUGACUAUCGGAAAGAAUAAUAAGAUGCAACAGCAUAUCAAUUACCGCGUCAGAGUAAUUUUACAAGAUUCCAGAACUUUUAUUGGCACAUUCAAAGCGUUUGAUAAACAUAUGAAUUUAAUUUUGGGCGAUUGUGAAGAGUUCAGAAAAAUCAAGUCUAAAAACAGUAAGACUGCAGACAGGGAAGAAAAGAGAACGCUUGGUUUUGUAUUACUGCGUGGAGAAAAUAUUGUGUCGUUGACUAUCGAAGGGCCACCACCACCAGAGGAAGGAUUACCCCGAGUGCCCCUUCCAGGCGCUAUGGGUGGUCCAGGAAGUGGACGCGCUGCAGGACGAGGUGCAGGAUUUGGUGGAGCGCCUCCAGGUCUACAAGGCCCUGCUCGCGGGGUAGGUGGUCCAUCACAGCAGCAUAUGGCCCCAGGCUCCAGAGGACAACUCUCUGCACCACCACAAAUGCGAGGAGGACCAAUGAUGGGAGGUCCCCCACCCGGUAUGAUGGGUGCCCCUCCAGGUAUGGGCCGUGGAGGACCAGGAGGUCGAGGCCCGCCUGGAAUGCGUAGAUAUUAAGUGCAAUGCAGUGAAAAUAAUUUGUGUUCUGAAAGUGAUAAAAGUAAGUUAAUUAGAUAUGGAGUAACAAAAUGUUUUUGGUUGCUCUUUCAGUUCAAAAGAAGGGUCA